GACCAAGCCGGGACACUUCGGAGCCUUUAAAUGGGUUUGUAAUAAGCACCAUUCAAAGCGAAGGGCAAGAACUGAACAGAACCCGAUGGAGCAGCACGGCAGCGGCGGCGGGGCGGGGGGGAACGUAAACCUUGCGUGCUUCCAGCUGGCUGACACUCCUGGAAGCCAAUCAGGGGGCGACUCUCGAAGUACCUUGUGACAGGCGAGGCGGCCCUUUCCCUCCCAGUGCUUUGUAGGCAAAGCCUCCAGGGAGGGCCGUGUCACGCUGGAGGACUGGGCGGGGACAGCCUGGCUUGGCUGCUGCUACUGCUGAAGGAGGGGUUUGUAGAGGCAUCAGCAGCGGUGGUUGGCGCUGCUCCAGGAUCGAGGCAUAUUAGCCCGGCGCGCGCGCGCAUAGACACACGCGGUCCAGCAUCUUUCGCAGCAGCAGCAGCCGCCGCCGCCGCCGCCGCCAGAAGAGGAGGAGGAGGAACGGGGGAGAGGAAGCCCGAGCCAGACAAAGCAAAGAUGGCAGGGAUCCUCGCCUGGUUCUGGAAUGAGAGGUUCUGGCUGCCCCCCAAUGUCACCUGGGCGGAUCUGAAGAACACUGAGGAAGCCACCUUCCCUCAGACGGAGGAACUCUAUCUAGCCUUCCCGCUGGCCUUCUGCAUUUUCAUGAUCCGCAUGGUCUUCGAAAGGUUCAUUGCCAAGCCAUGUGCCUUAGGCCUAAAAGUCCAGGCCAAUGGACCACAGAAAGCUCAGCCUAAUGCUAUUCUAGAAAAGGUCUUCACAGCAAUUACGAAGCAUCCAGAUGAGAAGAGACUAGAAGGGUUGUCCAAACAGCUGGACUGGGAUGUACGCAGUAUUCAGCGUUGGUUUCGACAAAGGCGCAAUCAGGAAAAACCAAGUAUUCUUAGAAGGUUCUGCGAAAGCAUGUCGAGAUUUACAUUUUACCUUUAUGUAUUCACCUAUGGAGUUCGAAUCCUGAAAAAGAGUCCCUGGGUGUGGAACAGCAGGCAGUGGUGGGCUGGAUACCCUUAUCAGCCACUGGCACCUGAACUUCAUUACUACUACAUGGUUGAGUUGUCAUUCUAUUUGUCCUUAAUGUUUUCUCAGUUCAUUGACAUCAAAAGAAAGGACUUUGGCAUCAUGUUUACACAUCACAUUGUGACCGUUCUAUUGUUAACUUUUUCCUACACAAUAAAUUUCCUGCGAGUGGGGUCGGUGACUAUGUGUCUUCAUGAUUCAGUUGACAUUGUGCUAGAGGCAGCGAAAAUGGCAAACUACUGCAAGUGUCAAAAGCUGUGUGAUUUCCUCUUCCUCAUGUUUGCUGCUGUUUUCAUCGUCACAAGGCUUGGAAUAUAUCCCUUGAUAUUGAACGCAGUAAUAUUUGAAAUGCCUGAACUUGUGGGUGACUUUCCUGCCUAUUGGGUCUUUGCCAGUUUACUUGUGAUACUUCAAGUUCUCCACUGGUUUUGGUCCUACCUAAUAAUAAAGUCAGCUUAUAAAGCUGUUUCGAAAGGCAAGGCUGGGAAGUGGAACCCUUUGCAUGCAACGGAUGACCGAAGUGACAUUGAGUCUAGUUCAGAUGAAGAACCUUCCCGUCCUCCUUCAAAUAAUUCCCACAACUCAGCCACCACCAAUGGGACAAAUGGAGUGAACGGAACAAACGGGUACCUCACCGGUGGCAAUUCUGCAGAGGAACACUAAUCCUCGGAUUUAAACACUGACCCAUGAACAAAAUGAACUGUUUGCUGCUGGUUUGAAUGCUGGUUUUUAUUUUUACUUCAUCCUUUUUCUUUCCAUUUUGUUAUUCUCUCUUGACAUCGGAAAACAAAACAAUACAUGGGCGUAUUUAAAGCAUUCUGAUAGUGCACUGCCAUAUUUCCUGUUUGUGAAUGACAGCGCCACGCCAUUCUAUUUAUGUAGGCAUGCUGUAUGUGUAUCUACAUGGCCAGAUGGGAUCAGUAUUUUCUUCUAUAGUAUUUGAAUAUUAUUUUAUGGUGGGUUUUUUUUGCGGGGGGUGGCUUGCGGAUGAAAGGGAACUUCUUCCGUAUUCUCUUCCAGAUUACGUCAGGCUGGAGAUUGGGACACUAAAAUAUGUCUCCCUUUCCCAUUCCUGGUUGUUCUAGCCCACUGCUCUGCUGUAGGUGAUUUAACUGGAUUUCAAUUCCAGAUUUUUUUGCUCUUUUUGUGCUGAAGGAUGCUGGCUUUAGAAACUGCCAAUACAAUCACAAUGAUCAUUUUUUCCCCCAGGGUGAGGUUUUUAAAAUGGUGCACUUAGUAUUUUUAAUAGAACUAUAGUUGGAUAGUUCAGAUUAAACCGUAGUUAUUGUAAGGUGGGGUUUUAGCAUUGAGGUAAGCGCAGAAAUUGGUGGCAAAUUAGAACAGACAUCAUUCUUUAGCCCAAGCCACAUUUAUGUCAAGCAUGAUGAACUCUUGGAGAUGGGUCUUCCCUUGCAAAUUCAACCUCAGUUUGAUUUAAAUGUAUUUUAAAUUCUGCAAAGCUGUUUGUUUGUUUUUAAACACCAUAAGAAAUAAGCUGACGUGGACCCAUAGUCACCUGAAAGCUACAUCUGGAGAAUUAGAACUAGGAUGAAGAAGAACAGAAGCCCCCCCCCCAAAAAAGGCAUCACAAUGACCAGAGGAACCGGAACAUCAGAUUCUCACAAACAGCCAAUGAGGUGGUAAACCUGUGUCUGGACUGAACCUCUUCAUACUGCGGGUGUGCGCUGAUAUAACUGAAUGCUUCUUUAUGCAAAAAUAUUCCAUGUAUAUAGGUAUUAGAAUAUACCUUUCGGAUGUAAAAGAGCAUGCAGACAUUUAAGCACCCACCUGCAGUCUCAAGUGGUAUAGUCCAAAUCCAGAUUUACUCCCUUAUCUGCUGCUGCUGAUAAUUAGGCUUCAGACAUUUCAAUUUCUCGCCAGUACUUUGUCUCUGAUCUGUAUGAUGACUGUAUCACCUGCAUGCAAAUGCUCUCCUGAUUCAUUGAGGCACAGGCCCACCAAGUGCUGCUUCCAAGCAACACUCCUCCACAUAUGGGAAGCUUGUGUACUUGAUAAUUUGUGUGCCUCAGGCAUAUCUAGGUGGCUUUGAGGGUGGAGAGAAACAUUUUCAGCUUUUCCAGUUCUCUCUGUCUAAUUGUUGGGGGUACUUUGCGUAGCACUGGUCCCAUACCAAUCCAUACAAUGGAUGGGAGUCUCCUUAGGAUCAAUGACGGCUGUAUAGCUUCAUAGCUGCCUCUUCCCAUAAUUGGUGUGGAGGGGAAGGUACCUACCUGCUUUAGCCCACAAUUACCAUACUUCUGGCUUCGUGCCAUUGAGCAACAUGAUACACUUCUGGUUUAUCAUUCAAGAACAUGAUGUGCCCCCGGAAUGAAUUCAUAACAAGCAUCCAAAUAUCUUUGUAAUUAGUAGGGAAAUAACGUUGGAGGUGGCUAUAUUCUAUUUUUGUUUGGUCUUUCUACUAAAGAUUUACAUUGCAGGUGUUAGUGAUGUUUCUAAAGGAAAUCAGCAGGAACAACAAUUUACAAGAGAAAUACACAUUCUCUUUUGUUUAUUUUAUUUAAUCUCUCUGCAUCUGAGGUUUCUUUAUAUCCCAGGAGAAUAUUAGGACUCUUCUAUCACAUAAUAUAUUUCUGUGCUUAGCCAAGGAAGUGUCAGCAGAGGAGAUAACUUCUCUUAAUUUAAUCUUGGGAAGUUUCACUGUGCAACCUUGUUCUCUCCCAGUACUAUGUGCAGAAGUAGUGUGUGUCAAAGAACUUUAUUCAGGAAUAGAUGGGAAUACAAAAGAAAUAGGUUAUUAUAAUCUUCUCUGGGUCACAAGGAGCUAGCUAUCCUCUUUGUUGCCAAACACCUCUGCAUCUGGAACAUCCUUAAAAUUUUCCUAAGCUGUGCAAUGUUUCCUUACUUUAUUCCAUGCACAAGAGAAUGGAAAAUACUUAUUCUUUGGAUAAAGAAGAUAUUUAUGAGUAGGGAUGUGCCCAAACCGCAGUUUAAGGUGCAAUCUGAGCACUCUUUUGGAAAGGGCAGCGGGAACUUUUAGAAAAAAGAGAGCAUGCAGCUUCCUGCUGGGACGGCACAUGUCCCAAUAAGCCCCUAUGUGGCACACACAUGGCAUCUGCGCAUGUGCAGCAAAUGGGGCCCGUGCAUGCGCUCACACCAUGUGCAUGCUGGCGCUGCACAGGGGGUUAUUGGGACGUGUGCCACCCCAGCAGGAAGUUGCAUGGGGCAGUGGAGAGCCAGAUCUCUUUUUUCUUAAAAUUCCUGGUCCCCUUUCCAAAAAAGUGCUUGAACCGCACUUUGGGCACAUCCUUAUUUAUGAGCUCCUUUUCCUAAUUAUCAUUUCUGUUGAAGGGCAAUUCAUGUUACCAUUUUAGACUCCAACCUAUGUUGACCAUCACCCCACACAUUUGCAUGUGCUGGACAUACUUGUGAAUGCUUCAAAACAGUUUCAGUUUGCAAUUUGCCAUAGAGAGGGAGAGAUCUUUGAGAAAUUCGUUGGGAACCAGGAUGUGUUAACACUUGAUCUGAUCUGUUGAAACUUUGACAUACUGGAAAAGUCAAUGAGGUCAUUCACACAGUCAAAAACUGUUCUACCCGGGUGUGGAAGCUGUGAGUGCUCCCAAUUUUUGGUUGUGUGGAAGCAAGGUAGGAGGAAAAGCUACCCAGGUUUUCCUCCUACCUUGCUGCCACACAACCAAAAAUUGGGAACACACACCACUCCCAAACCCUGGUAGAACACCAUUUUUGAUUGUGUGAAUGACCUCAGAGGCUGACAUCCAGACUAAAUUUAUUCAGGAAAGUCCCAUUUAAAUUAAAAGGACAAGGGAAGCAAGCCUACCUUGUCCUUUGAAUUUGAAUGGGAUUUCCUUGCAUAAAUUUAGUCAGGAUGUCAGCCAGUUUCUUUAUAACACGUUAAGAAAUAUUUGUGCAACUCAGCCCUCUGUGGAAAUGCCAGCUUGGAAAAUGCAAAUGAAAAGCGCUCUGGUUUCAUGAAGUAAAGAGAGGGGGAAGUAGUAAUACAUCCUUCCAUGAACUAUACUGCAUUCAAUAAAUGAAGAGCAAGAAUGAUAGGUUGGGGAUCUUAAAAAAAUACCAGAACCACCUUCUAAACCGGCUAGAGGUUGAUGGCCAGUAGUGUUCCGAUUCCCAUUCCCAUUCAGGAGCCACGGUGGUUUGCCUCUUAUUUCUCAUGCAGCUCCACCUCAGUCAUGAUUCACCUUGUACUUCUAGACUGGAGGCCUCUAAGCAACAUGAUGUGGAGCUCAAAUUGAUAGGUCUUCAUGGACAUGAAUCAGAGGAUGGCAAUGAGAUAUGAUCAAAUAAGAAGAAAGCCACAAUAGAAGGCACGCCAGUUUGUUGCAACAGCAAAUACUCCAUUUUCUGUUAACAACAAACACUCGUUUGUUUCCAAAUGCUUAGGGAAGGGGUUCUGAACAGGUGUUUGGUAAUUUCAGAGCUCAGAGGCCUUAUUUUAAAGGAAAGAUAAAGCUGUCAGUAUGAAAGAUCUUUUAGUUACCUCUUCUUGCGGUGAGAUGCACAGUAAUGGAGUUGGUGGGAGAGCAGCUCUUGAGUGUGGUGCCUUGGGUAGCCAGAAGCCUUUUGCAAAGCGUGCUACAAGGGUAGCUAGACAGUCAAAUGGUUGCUGCAUCUUAAUAUAAGCAAAAGACAUAGAUCAUCUAAUACCACAGAUGGUCCACUGUUCCGAUGGACCCCCCUCCUGCAAGGAGCUUCCCCAUACUCUUCAGUGGCAUGUGCACACGCUCAGUGUUUGCCUCCCAUGAUUGUGUGCAAAAGGAGCCACUGGAUUCCAUUUCCUGGAUUAGUAUUUUCAAUAUUUUCAUAGGUUAACCGGCUCUUGUUAGUAAAAGUGCUUCGAUCCUAUUUAGCCCUAUAGUAAGUUGCAGUGGCUGGAUUGUAUAGAGUAGAAAAGAAUCAAAAGCAGUGUGUGGAACUUGGUAGCCAUUAGCUAGACUGAACGUUCUGUUAGCCAGCCCUGGGAUAGUGAAGUAAGCGCCAUAGUUGUUUGCAUUUAUUCAUUUGUUAGGUAAUGACAUGGAAUGCACUACAAGCAGAAAAUAUGUGUUUUGUGAAAAGUCAAGGCAGGUGUCUAAAGAAUCUGUCUCUUUGGCAUAUAUCCACUUGAGAAUGGAAACAUGGGACUUAUUUGCAAUCUCCAUCUAACCUUUAGAGGACCAGAUGAUGAAAAAAAAUGCCAAACAAAAUAGUUGUAUCCUUGUUGCCAUUUUUGGAUUUGUUCAACAGAUUACUUUAUUUCUUGCCUUUUGUUGUACAGGUUCCUUUUGUUUACAUGUUAAGAUGGAAGGCCAGUUCACAUGAGUCUUAGCAUAUAUGUUGCGAACACAGCAGGAUAUAGUAGUGAGUCUUGGACUUGCACAUACUCCUCGAUGGCACAUAGAUAACUGAAUACAAACUGGAACUUGUGUGUAUCAUUCCCUAAUGUUAAUAGCCCCUCUGCCAUUUUCCAGUCUAACUUGUGAAUGAGUCCUACUUACAUUAGUAUCCAGAUGAAGGGGCCCUGGUUCACAUUCAAGGUUCUCCAUAUGGCAGAGGGGAGAGCCUCCCAAGCCAAAACUCACUUCUGUAUCCUGCUGUUUGCAUAGUCUACACACCAGUGCCCCAAGUGUGAAUUAGCCCUAAAUUUGUUUCUAUAUGGAGGAAAUAUUGAACAUGGCUUGCUGAUGAGAUCAAGCAGAGAGCUCAAAAGUCCAAACUCCUCUUAAGGUGCAUUGAUAUCAUGUGUUUUCCCCCUCCUGCCCCCUUGCUGGUGGUAUGUGGAAGCUGCUGUCCUGAUCUGAAAAGAGCGAAGGAAGCCUGAGCAAGCACCAGUCUUCAGACAAAAAAACGUGGGUAAGCAUCACCAAUAUGUGGUCACAUAGCCAUGGAAUGAUCAAGGAGGUCCUUCAUCGAACAGCUGCCACAUGACUGCCCCCUUCUUUUAAAGUCAUUCUCAUAUUGGGACUGGGCACAUGGUAACAAGAAAAUAAUUGUUUGGGGGUGGGGGGGUGUAUGUGUGCUGUACUUUGCAAUAAACUAUGGGAAGAUUGUUGUGUAACAAAUGCCAGCUUGUUUUGAAUGUCUUGCAUUGUACAUUGUACAAUUUGAAUGGCAUUGGUUACAUAAUAUUCUGGUGGUUCAGGUUGAUAAUCCCUUCUGCCAUUUACUUCCAUUGGCAAUGCCUGGCAGAGGGUUCUGAAUAUAGGGCUAUAUAUGUCCAUAUUUGUCAUCUCAGAAAUAUAUACACCAUAACUCUGGCUUUCUCUAAUUCCCAUAAAUGAAAGGAAGAUGAAGUUUCUUUAUUUGCACAUUAAUCAUUUGCAUCUAUUUUUAUUUAAAUCCUGCCAGGUGUUAUAUUGCCUUCUGUAUUAUUUACCCAGUCCUCAUAUCCAGUAAUAAAUUGCCAUAGUUCUGUUUGCCAAUGUGUGAAUGACCAAAAUUUCCAAGACACCAUGUUCUUCAAAAUAGAGUUGCCUUGAAAUCACAAAACAAAACUUCGAAAAGGCUUUUAUUUAAUCAGGUUUAUUGUAUUUAAGCAUUCUUUUGCGUGCACUUUGUUUUUGCUUUAGAGUUUGUUGGGACAUUGCUAAAACUUCCAUUUUAGCUUCUCCCUUUAAAAUAAUUCUAUUAAGGUUUUUUGUUUUGUUGUUGUUUUUCGUGGAGAGGGAGAAAUUGUUUAGCACAUAUUUUCUUGCAGGAAGUUCUGGUUGUAACAACAAUGACAUUGUAGCACCUGACUCUGCCUGUACAAAAUUCUCCUCUUAGGGAAAGGCCUUCACUAGCUUUAUUGGAGGAAAAGGGUGUGUAUUUUGAUAGUAUAUGCUUUGGCUUUUAGUUUGGUCUUGUGUUAUAGUGAUAGGAUAUUUGAUAAGAAUCAGUAGUAAUGAUGAUCAUCUCAAAAAGAAUGUGGUACACACCAAUCUGGCAUGUCAGAGCUGUUUUAUCCCUGCGUGCAGUUUUAAAUACUUAAAAUAAUAACAAUUAUUCUGUGUUCCAUAUGGUGGUUAUCUUCGGGGCAGGGCAAGACAAAAUGGUGCAAUUUCCCCGCUGUGUUUUUCAAGACAAUCUACUGUUUGAGCAACUCUUGGAGCUAUAACCUACUGGUAUUCCACUGUCAGAAAUACAGUGAUGUGUUAGCCUUGGAUUUUGCUUCUGUUUCUUGUUGGGGUUUUUAAAACAUAUAUCUAUAUCUAUAUAUAUAAAUUACAAUUCUUCCUGGAAUAUUUGGAACCAGUUGGUAUUGUGCAUUUUGAUUUGAAAACACUUUCAUAAUAAACACUGAGUAUUAGGAAUGGC
Molecule: messenger RNA, 8295 nt
Organism: Hemicordylus capensis (graceful crag lizard)
Lineage: Eukaryota; Metazoa; Chordata; Lepidosauria; Squamata; Cordylidae
Gene: CERS6
Product: ceramide synthase 6
Exons: 11
Coding region: 508-1689 (393 amino acids)
Biological process (GO): ceramide biosynthetic process
Cellular component (GO): membrane
Molecular function (GO): DNA binding; sphingosine N-acyltransferase activity
Source: RefSeq, a predicted model, not a curated record